CCUUCCCAGGUUGUCAUAUUUAUCUAGCAUGAACAGUUCUAAUGAGAUCUAAUCACACCGCCAUAUUUUUAUUUAGAGUUGCAUAUAGAAUGAUAGGUUAAAAUAUUUUCUUGCUUCAUUUGAGCAUACAAAACAAAACAAGGCAAGAAACACAUUCCUACGUAUAAAUCAAAACAUCAGAGACCAUUGAACCCAGAAGUGCCAGGACAAAGCUGAGAAUCCGUACAGGGCCAAGGCUGUAGAAAUAGUUUCUGAGAAAACUGAGGAGGUGAUUCGAAGAUAGAAAUGGGAAAAUUUGUAGCAAAUUUGGUGAUCUGGAUUAGCCAAGGAAGACAGAAGACACCUGCAACCUAAUUGAAUUAUUCGGGAUAAGACAGGCUAUAUGAUAGUUUGUAACAAAAUAACCCCUGAACCCUUCUCUGUCUUCUCUGCACUGAAAAUGUAUACCUGCGCAAAGUUUGUCUCCACCCCCUUCUUCGUCAGGAGCACCGUGCUAAAAUCACCAGAGACACUGACCGAUGAGAGCCUCAUCAGCCUGGCAGACCCAAAUCUCCUGACCUCGCUUAUUCCCAGCCAUAGCUUCUCAACCAGCACCAUUUUAAACGACAUGGACACAGCAGCCAAGUUCACUGGGGCUGGGGCUUCCAAGGUAGGGGUGGCCGGCUCUGGGGCUAGAAUUGGGACUAUUUUUGGGAGCCUCAUCAUUAGUUAUGCCAGGAUCCCCUCUCUGAAGCUAAAGCUCUUCUCCUAUGCCAUUCCGGGUUUUGCCCUCUUGGAGACAAUGGGGCUCUUUUGCCUGAUGGUGGCCUUUCUCAUCCUCUUUGUCAUUGACAGAGUCAUCUCCACCUCUCUGGGUCUUUCUCCAAUGUCUCGUCUGCCCCGUAUGUUCCCAGGCAGCCUGGGGGAAAGUGGUUGGCUCAGGGUUUGAAGAAGGAAGACAAAUAAACACUGUAUUAAUAAGGGAGGGGGGGGGGAAUGACCCCAGAAAACUUACGAGCUUAAUAUAUAAAGGUUGAUUUCUUGGUCAUCCAAGUAAUAUAUAAUUUGAUAGCUCACUAGAGCAGUGUUCAUCCACUGAUCCCUCAGAU
Messenger RNA from Leopardus geoffroyi (Geoffroy's cat), 1088 nucleotides. RefSeq names its product ATP synthase F(0) complex subunit C2, mitochondrial-like. Gene Ontology annotation, molecular function: proton transmembrane transporter activity. Gene Ontology annotation, biological process: proton transmembrane transport; proton motive force-driven ATP synthesis. The transcript has a single exon. The record is from RefSeq and is a predicted model, not a curated record. NCBI's taxonomy places the organism in Eukaryota, Metazoa, Chordata, Mammalia, Carnivora, Felidae. Bases 383 to 928 code for a protein of 181 amino acids.